Messenger RNA from Mycetomoellerius zeteki, 1083 nucleotides. RefSeq lists its product as uncharacterized. Gene Ontology annotation, biological process: detection of chemical stimulus involved in sensory perception of smell; sensory perception of smell. The record is from RefSeq and is a predicted model, not a curated record. The transcript has 8 exons. Lineage: Eukaryota; Metazoa; Arthropoda; Insecta; Hymenoptera; Formicidae. Gene Ontology annotation, molecular function: olfactory receptor activity; odorant binding. Gene Ontology annotation, cellular component: plasma membrane. Bases 1 to 1083 code for a protein of 360 amino acids.
AUGGAACAUCCUGAAGAGCGUUAUUACAAACUAAAUCGAUUUGUGCUGUUGCUUACUGGGUUAUGGCCAUAUCAAAGUAAAUGGAGCACUCGUGUAGUGAGGGCUGUUAUCACUACUAUAUUACUGUCAUCUAUAAUUUUUCAGCUAUUGAGCUUAUUUAUGUCUAAUAUCACCGCGAACUUCAUAAUCGAUAUGAUACCAGCAUUUGUGCCUGUGAUGGGUAGCCUGAGCCAAAUGUAUGCACGUGUCGGACAUGCAGGCAAACUUAGGGAUCUAUUUGAACAUAUGUGGAACGAUUGGAGAUUACGAAAGACAAAUUAUGAGAUCAAGAUCAUGCAGAAGCAUGCCGAGACGUCGAGAUUAUUGACGCUUUAUUAUUUGCCGCCGCAAAAGAUCAAUAAUUUUGAUCUCUUGGAAGGUCAAGUCCAACAUCAAGAUCGGUCGGAAGUUUGGGACGAGCUGUAUAAAGUUAUACAGUACGUAGCCGUGAUAGGAUACAACACAUGGCUGGUCCUACCGGAUGUCCUCGAUAUUAUAUCACCCAUAAAUGAAUCCCGCCCACGAAUACUACCUUUUAAAGCUGAGUUCUUUAUCGAUCAAGGACGAUACUUUAACCUCAUUCGAUCCCAUACAUGCAUCGUGAUUUUUAUAUUAUCACUAAUUUUUCUUGCCGUUUCCACUUUGUAUGUGACUCUUACGCAACAUGCUUACGGAAUGUUCGAGUUGUUGGGGUAUCGCGCGGAACGCUUAUUUUACAUUGUUGAAGAUACGGUGGGAUACGAUUCAAUACGGCCAAAAAUAAAUUACGGAAAUGUAGUCGUUUUUGUACGGCUGCAUUGCAACAUUAUACAAUUCGUUGCUAUGAUCGAAUUUUAUCACACAAUACCGUUUCUAAUGGAUAUCAUAGGAUUAGUGCUUACGAUGAGUCUUGCAUUAACGCAGAUACUUACCACAGGCGGUGAUAUUGAUCGAGCCUUCAGAUCUAUCAGUCUCUCUAUUAUAGCAGUGGUAUAUCUAUUCAUAUCUAAUUAUAUGGCACAAAAAGUCACGGACAUGAGCUUAAACGUAUGCGAGAAAGUGUAA